Messenger RNA from Caretta caretta (loggerhead turtle), 2280 nucleotides. RefSeq names its product cathepsin A (gene CTSA). Gene Ontology annotation, biological process: proteolysis. NCBI's taxonomy places the organism in Eukaryota, Metazoa, Chordata, Testudines, Cheloniidae. Gene Ontology annotation, molecular function: serine-type carboxypeptidase activity. The record is from RefSeq and is a predicted model, not a curated record.
CGGGACAGAAGCCGCAAUUGAGGGCGGGGACUGGCCGCCGCUGGGCUCUGAUUGGCUCCAUUCGGGGUUGGCCCCGCCCCUCCGCGAUCAGCUGCGCCCAGCGUCACGUGACGGUCUCGGCUUAUAUGAACGGGAGUCACGUGCCUUGCCUGCGAGUGAAGGGGAACCUGCUGCCGGAAGAUGGGGCCCGUCCUGCUCUGUGUGCUGCUGCUGGCGGCCCCCUGCGUCGGGGCUGCGCCCUCCACCGACGAGGUGACCUACCUGCCGGGGCUGGCCAAGCAGCCCUCCUUCCGCCACUACUCGGGCUACCUCCGCGUCGACCCACACAAGAGCCUGCACUACUGGUUUACAGAGGCUCAGAGCAACCCUGAGAGCAGCCCUCUGGUGCUGUGGCUGAACGGGGGACCUGGCUGCAGCUCCAUGUCUGGCUUCUUGACAGAGCAUGGCCCCUUCACCAUUCAGCCAGAUGGAACCACCCUGCAGUACAAUGACUAUUCCUGGAAUAAGAUUGCCAACAUGCUGUACCUGGAGUCCCCAGCAGGUGUUGGCUUCUCCUACUCUGAUGACAAAAAGUAUGCCACUAAUGACACCCAGGUGGCCCACGAUAACUACCUGGCGCUGAAGGAGUUCUUCCGCCUCUUCCCGGAGUACAGCAAGAACAAGUUCUUCCUCACUGGGGAGAGCUAUGCGGGCAUUUACAUACCCACGCUGGCUGAGUGGGUGAUGCAGGACACCAGCAUCAACUUGAAGGGACUCGCCGUGGGAAAUGGCCUCUCCUCCUAUGAGAUCAAUGACAACUCCCUGGUUUACUUUGCCUAUUACCAUGGCCUCCUGGGAACCAGGCUGUGGACAGAUCUGCAGCGCUUCUGCUGCUCCCAGGGAAAAUGCAACUUCCAUAAAAGCUCCAACCUGAACUGCACACUCGGGAUGCAAGAGAUGAUCCAGAUCGUGGAGGAGUCAGGCCUGAACAUCUACAAUCUCUAUGCCCCAUGUGCUGGCGGUGUCCCUGGAAGCUACAGGUAUGAUCAAGAUCAGCUCAUCAGCCAUGACCUGGGCAUCUCCUUCAUCCAGCAGCCCCUGAAGUACUCCUGGAGGCAGAAUCUGCUCCGGAUGCCAGCAGCCAAGAAAGGGGUUCGCCUGGAACCCCCCUGCACCAAUUCCACAGCCUCCACCACCUACCUGAACACCCCCGAAGUGAGGAAGGCACUGCACAUCUCUCCAGAGGCACCUGAGUGGCAUAUAUGCAGCUCUGAGGUGAACCACAGCUACAAGCGGCAGUACCUGACUGUGACCGACCAGUACCUGAAGCUGCUUGGCACCAUGAAAUACCGGAUCCUGGUGUACAAUGGUGACAUUGACAUGGCCUGCAACUUCCUGGGGGACGAGUGGUUCGUGGACUCCCUGGACCAGAAGGUGCAGGUGGCCCGCAGGCCCUGGCUAUAUAAUGAUGGGACUGAGGACCAGAUCGGGGGCUUUGUGAAGGAAUUCACCAACAUCGCCUUCCUCACCAUCAAGGGAGCUGGCCACAUGGUGCCCACAGACCAACCGCAAGCUGCCUUCACCAUGUUCAGACGCUUCAUUCAACAGCAGCCCUACUGAGUGUCUGGCAGAGCGGGGCCUGUGCUGCUGCCUGGGGCAGCUCCUCGCCUCGCCUCUCCCCUCCCCAGCUAUGGGCCACUUCCUGGCACGACCAGGGCCUCUCGCUGCUCAGCAAGGGCAGCAGAUACGGGUUUUCCACAGUGCUGAGCAGAGCCUCUGGCUGCUGGCCCAGGCCAGUGUGUGUCCUACUGCUCCCUAGCUCCUCCACCGGGGGAAGACUGGCCUGGGCUUCCCUGCUUCCUGGGGGUGCUGCCCUUUGCCUCUCAUGGGGGCCCCUGCCUGUAGGCAGUGCAGGCUUGGUACCAGUGCACAGCAGGGGCAGGGGUAGAGCUCAGCAGAUGGGAGGCUGCCUGUCCCAGCACAGCUGCUCUCACUUCUCCAGAGCUCCUGCUGUGGCCUUUACCUCGUGGGGUUCUGCUGCCUCCUGCCCUGGAGCUGCCAUCUCACCUUGGGGGUGGAACAGCACCCAGGUCCCCUGCACAUGUCCCAUGGGGCUGGCUUAGGCAUCACACUCUGUGCCUGCAGGAGGCUGUGCUGUCUCAGGUCUGCCCUGGAAAAGUUCUCACGUGUCCUGAUGAAGGAGGUUUGAAAUGAAGACAUUCCUGGCCCUGCCCCCACUCACUCCCUGGGGCAUGGGCUGCUCCCUGGGCCUUGCAAUAAAAUGUCACAGCUGAACCUGGA